ACUUACCCCUCUCACAGGGUGUGCCCUCUUACUGCUGUACCGCAAGAGAGACAGUCCCACAAGUGUCGCGGGCUGGGACCAGUUCGCGAAAGGGUAUCUGGGAAAUGUAGUCCACAGGCAGGGUGCAGGAUGGGAAAAGAUGCUGUGACUCCAAGCCGGGCUGGCAGAGGCGUUUGGGAGUACGAGCUCGCGGCACUACGCAGGCGCUGGCUCUGUGGCUCGCCAUCGUCGCCUUUGUUUGCUGGCCAGUUUCCUUGUGUAUCUCCAAGAGCUGUACUUUACCCUUCAAACCUCAAGCGUUCUAAGGACUCAGCGGGAGUGUCGGAUGCUGCUUUGAUUUCUAGAAUAUAGCAUCACAGUCCUGUAUCACUUUUCUGAUUAUAAGUUUAAAGUCAGCAGUUCAAACAGAAACAAUGGAUGACUGGGAAGAAUUGUAAAGAAAGUUUGCAGAAGCAGCCUGUGGAGUUUAUAAAUGGAUAAGGAUACAACAUGAAAGACUUGUGAGUUAAGUCUCAUCUUUCUCUAUAAAUAUAGACUGAGGAAAAACUCAGAAAAAUCUAGGAAUCAAGAAAGUUAUUUCCUAGGCACAGACAUUGGUUCUUCAAGCAUUCUGUUCUGUGUAUGGGACUCAGUUUAAGAGACUUUGAACUGUAUUUACUCUUAUUCAUAAUUUAUUUGUAAAUAUGAGAUAAGCUAUGUUAAAAAGAAGCAUUAAUAUGAGGACAGGGCUGUAUUUCAGCCCCUUUUUAAUAAUUGCAUCUCAGGGUGGUCAUGUAAAAUAUUUUUCAUCAUAAAUUCAGCUUCAUCAGAUACUUGAGAAUUAAUACUGAAGAGAAAUUGUAUGUAUUUAGUGAAUGUGGAAAAGCUUUCAUCUUUACCACAUCUCAGUUGACACUUGGAAAAAAUCCCCAGGCAUAACAGGAAUGUUGGAAAGUCUCCAGCCUGAAUCAGAUAUUCUGCAUGAUGAAAUACAUCCUGGAGAGAAACCUUUUGAAUGUAAUGAAUGCAGAAAAACCUUUAGCCUGAAGCAAAACUUUGUAGAGCAUAAGAAAAUGCAUAGUGGGGAGAAAUCACAUGAAUGUACAGAAUGUGGUAAAGCAUUUUCUCGAGUCUCAUCACUUACUCUACAUUUGAGAAGUCAUGCACGGAGAAAGUCAUAUAAAUGUAAUAAGUGUGGAAAAGCCUUCAGCCGGAAGGAAAACUUCCUUUCUCAUCAGAAACAACACACUGAAGAGAAACCUUAUGAAUGUGAGAAAACUUCUAUUCAGAUGACAACCCUCAUUAGACACCAGAGAAAUGCAGGAAAUAAACCAUAUGCAUGUAAAGAAUGUGGGAAAGCUUUUAAUGGCAAAUCAUAUCUCAAAGAACAUGAGAAAAUUCAUACUGGAGAGAAACCAUUUGAAUGUAAUCAGUGUGGAAGAGCCUUCAGCCAGAAGCAAUACCUCAUUAAACAUCAGAACAUCCAUAGUGGAAAGAAACCCUUCAAAUGUAAUGAGUGUGGUAAGGCCUUUAGCCAGAAAGAAAACCUCAUCAUCCACCAGAGAAUCCAUACUGGAGAGAAACCUUAUGAAUGUAAAGGGUGUGGAAAAGCUUUCAUUCAGAAGUCAAGCCUCAUCAGACAUCAGAGAAGUCAUACUGGAGAGAAACCUUAUACAUGUAAGGAAUGUGGGAAAGCCUUCAGUGGCAAAUCAAAUCUCACUGAACAUGAGAAAAUUCAUAUUGGAGAAAAACCCUAUAAAUGUAAUGAAUGUGGAACAAUUUUUAGGCAGAAGCAAUACCUCAUUAAACAUCACAAUAUUCAUACAGGAGAAAAACCCUACGAAUGUAAUAAAUGUGGAAAAGCCUUUUCUCGGAUUACAUCACUUAUUGUACAUGUGAGAAUUCAUACAGGUGAUAAGCCCUAUGAAUGUAAAAUAUGUGGGAAGGCCUUCUGUCAAAGCUCAUCUCUUACUGUGCAUAUGAGAAGCCACACAGGUGAGAAACCCUAUGGUUGUAAUGAAUGUGGGAAAGCCUUUUCUCAGUUCUCAACUCUUGCUUUACAUAUGAGAAUCCAUACUGGUGAAAAACCUUAUCAAUGUAGUGAAUGUGGGAAAGCUUUUAGCCAGAAGUCGCAUCACAUUAGACACCAGAGAAUUCAUACUCCAGAAAAGCCGGCCGAAUGCCCCUAUUGUGGGAAACUCUAUAAACAUGGCUCACGGUUUGCCACCCCUCAAAUAAUCCACACCCUUGAGAAGCCGUAUGAAUGCAAGGACUGUGGCAAAAUGUUUAGACACCCCUCGAGACUUGCUCAUCAUCAGAAAAUUCAUACUGGCAAGAAACCCUUCGAAUGUAAGGAAUGUGGAAAAACAUUUAUUUGUGGCUCAGACCUUACACGGCAUCACAGAAUUCACACUGGUGAGAAACCCUACGAAUGUAAGGAGUGUGGAAAAGCCUUCAGUAGUGGUUCAAACUUUACACGACAUCAGAGAAUUCACACUGGUGAGAAGCCUUAUGAGUGCAAAGAAUGUGGGAAAGCUUUUAGCAGUGGUUCAAAUUUCACUCAACACCAGAGAAUUCACACUGGGGAGAAACCCUACGAAUGUAAGCAGUGCGGCAAUGCCUUCAGCCAGAGUUCACAACUGAUUAAACAUCAGCGAAUCCACACAGGGGAGAAGCCCUAUGAAUGUAAGGAAUGUGAAAAGGCUUUUCGUUCUGGUUCAGACCUUACGAGACAUCAGCGGAUUCACACUGGAGAGAAACCCUAUGAAUGUAAGAUCUGUGGGAAAGCCUAUUCCCAGAGCUCCCAGCUUAUCAGUCACCACAGGAUUCAUGCUGGUGAGAAGCCCUAUGAAUUCAAGGAGUGUGCCAAGAACUUUAGUUAUGACUCACAGCUUGUUCAGCAUCAGAGUUUAUACUGGUGAUGCACCAGAACACACACAACGUUGGGAGAACUCCAAACUACCAGAAUCAACUUGGAAAUCCCUCUGGAUUGAAGAAUGUAGAAGUGUUUUAGGUGUUGACCACAGCUUACCAAGCUGAAGAAAGUGCUGGAGAAAUGCCUAUGAAUACUGUAUAUUCUGGAAGCCUUUUAGUAAGAGCUCUUAGUUCUUUUGACCUAGAUUUUUCAGUCUAGCGAAUAAUUGAAAAAGACAAUGCUUUGACUCCUUUGACCUUAAACAUCAGAGAAUUCAGGUAGAAAUUAAUCCUGUGAUUUUCAUUGUUUCCCUAAUUUUUCUAUAAUUGUUACAUUAACAUUUGAUUUUGAAUUCA
Molecule: messenger RNA, 3249 nt
Organism: Nannospalax galili (Upper Galilee mountains blind mole rat)
Lineage: Eukaryota; Metazoa; Chordata; Mammalia; Rodentia; Spalacidae
Product: zinc finger protein 260
Exons: 6
Coding region: 855-2900 (681 amino acids)
Biological process (GO): negative regulation of transcription by RNA polymerase II
Cellular component (GO): PcG protein complex; transcription regulator complex
Molecular function (GO): RNA polymerase II cis-regulatory region sequence-specific DNA binding; DNA-binding transcription repressor activity, RNA polymerase II-specific
Source: RefSeq, a predicted model, not a curated record